CAUCGCUCCUUCCCCCACCACUUCCGGUCUUGGCCCUCCCGCUCUGUUUGAACCUCGUGUGACUUUCGCCCUCCCUUCUUCAUCCCUAAACAUCUCCUUCACCUUCAGACAUCUUCACUGACCGGCCUCGUAUCCGAAUAUCCAACUAUUCCUUAGAUGUCGAGAUGGGAACCAAAACUCCGCAGAACAGGAAUCAUUGGAACAACGAUGGCCCUCCAAAUGCCAAUGGAGCCGGGCACCUCGGUGGGGAAGCACGGGGCGCUCAUACAUCCAGAGACGGGGAUGGAUCUCUCGGAGAGGGCGGAGGCGACGACGAUAGCGACGGAGAUGGCGACGACAAUGCACACGGAACCAACAUGAUCCUCCCCCAAGCUUCCGUUUCCCAAGCCGAAGCAACCAAACCACAGAAGAAGAGAAAGAAGUCCAAGAAGAAGAAAAAGGCAGUGAGUAUUCCUCAGCAACAAACCUCACCGCCAAGUAUCUUGCUCAGCGACCUCUUCCCAUCCGGUGUCUACCCUGAGGGUGAAGUACAACAGUACUCCAAGGCAUCCAUCCUCGCCGCUGAACGCCGUUAUGACAUUACACAACUGUCCAACGAUGACGUCUUCCUUCAAAACUAUCGUCAGGCCGCCGAGGUGCACCGCCAAACUCGAAAAUGGGUACAAGACACUGUUAGACCUGGGCAAUCCUUGUUGCACAUCGCCGAAGGAAUCGAAAAUAGUGUUCGGACGUUGUUGGGACAUGCCGGAUUGGAUCCUGGUGAUAGCCUCAACGCAGGCAUGGGCUUUCCCACCGGCCUCUGCCUCAACCAUCAGGUUGCGCAUUACACACCUAACCCAGGCCAGAAGGAUGUCAUUCUCCAGCAAGAAGACGUCAUGAAGGUCGACUUUGGCGUUCAUAUCAAUGGCUGGAUUGUGGAUAGCGCGUUCACCAUGGCUUUCGAUCAUACAUAUGACACCCUCUUAACUGCGGUGAAGGAAGCUACCAAUGCUGGCGUCAAGGCCGCUGGCAUCGAUGUGCGUAUCUGUGACGUUAGCGCUGAAAUCCAAGAAACCAUGGAGAGCUAUGAGGUGGAAGUCACGGGCAAAACGUAUCCCAUCAAGCCGGUGCGAAACAUUACAGCACACAACAUCAAGCAGUGGCGCAUUCAUGGCGGCAAAUCCAUACCAUUUAUCAAGAACUCGGACCAGACCAAAAUGGAAGCAGGCGAGGUCUUUGCCAUUGAGACAUUCGGUACAACCGGCCGUGGUUAUCUGCGUGAUGAUGUCGGAAUAUACGGCUACGGCCUGAAUGAUGACGCCCCAUUGAGGAUCCAUUCCCCAUUGCCCUCGGCAAAAAGGCUGCAUAAGACCAUUAGAGAGAAUUUCGGAACUGUGGUCUUUUGCCGUCGAUACCUUGAGAGACUCGGCGUUGACAAGUAUUUGGUCGGUAUGAACCAGCUCAUCUCCAAUGGAGUGGUGGAGCCCUAUCAACCCUUGAUGGACAUCAAAGGCUCCAACGCCGCCCAAUUUGAACAUACGCUCAUCUUGCGUGAAACACACAAAGAAAUUCUCAGUCGUGGAGACGAUUACUAGCGAGACCGCGGUCUUGGACCUUUCCUGCUGUCGUGCCUUUUUAUUGUCUUAGCCCUUGGUGCUGGUUUUCAUCCCAUGAUUGGGUUUCCCAGCACUGUGACGCAAAUGCGAAGGGAUUAGUCUUGUAUCUAAAGUACUUUCGUUGCAUGAAGAAUUUGAUUCCAUCCAUUUCAA
Exophiala mesophila is the source of this 1748-nucleotide messenger RNA. RefSeq names its product methionine aminopeptidase, type II. NCBI's taxonomy places the organism in Eukaryota, Fungi, Ascomycota, Eurotiomycetes, Chaetothyriales, Herpotrichiellaceae. The transcript has 6 exons. Bases 165 to 1574 code for a protein of 469 amino acids. The record is from RefSeq and is a predicted model, not a curated record. Gene Ontology annotation, biological process: proteolysis. Gene Ontology annotation, molecular function: metalloaminopeptidase activity.